This is a messenger RNA of Fusarium graminearum PH-1, 531 nucleotides long. RefSeq lists its product as uncharacterized. The record is from RefSeq and is a predicted model, not a curated record. Lineage: Eukaryota; Fungi; Ascomycota; Sordariomycetes; Hypocreales; Nectriaceae. The transcript has 3 exons. The coding region runs from base 1 to 531 and encodes 176 amino acids.
AUGUACAUGGUUGUAUCCAAUGCUUGCCGAGGUCCUCCGGCCCCACAUCUUCCAUGCCUCGCCCACCUUCUCCGGGGCAUGACAGGGGAGCUUAAGCAAGGUACAGGCAGUACUUACGGUGCAAACAGCACUGAUUUGAAGCUUGAUGGACAUGAAACAAACCAAGUUGACAACCGAGAGAUCCAUGAUCUUGUUAUUCCAGGUUUGUAUGAGGAUAGUACGGAUAGUAUACAUGCUACGGAACAGAUUGAUCUGAUUGAUAGGGAAAUAUCCGGAUCGGCAAGAGCACAUGCUGUGCCGAACAGAUUCCAGGUGCCUACCUGUGUCCAUGUAUGUACCAAGGUCCAGCAUGAUGUAUUGCAGUAUCCAUUACGCAAACUGCAUGGCGUCAACUAUCCUCGCUCAUUCGUUCUCUCGUUCGCCAUUCGGGAGGCGUUUUUCACCACCGUUCCAUUGCAGUUGGCUGAUACAGAUGCAGGACUACGAAAUACGCCCGGUCAAGCAACAAGUGCUUCUGCCUCUAGUUUUUGA